Messenger RNA from Lathyrus oleraceus (garden pea), 730 nucleotides. Its product is annotated as protein yippee-like. The transcript has 7 exons. Lineage: Eukaryota; Viridiplantae; Streptophyta; Magnoliopsida; Fabales; Fabaceae. The coding region runs from base 163 to 552 and encodes 129 amino acids. The record is from RefSeq and is a predicted model, not a curated record.
UUUAUAAAACAAAUGCAACAAUCAUUAUGAUUUAUUACCCAUAUCUAUUGCGUAUAUAAUACACUGAGUCUUAAUCUCAAAAAGCAAAAAAUAGAGAACCACUUCUCACUCGCGAGUCCACAUUUUUUCCAACUCCAUCGUGCCCACAACUUACACCGAUUCAUGGGUAGGUUAUUUCUCAUCAAUUUGGAAGGUAGGAUCUAUACCUGCAAAUUCUGUCACACUCAUCUUGCUUCAUACGAAGACAUCCUUUCCAAGACUUUUCACUGCAGACAUGGGAAAGCUUAUCUCUUCAAUAAGGUUGUGAAUGUUUCUCCUGGCGAAACAGAGGAGAGGCACAUGAUGACUGGGUUACAUACUGUGGCUGACAUUUUUUGUGUCGGUUGUGGAUCGAUUGUGGGUUGGAAAUAUGAAACUGCUCAUGAAAAAGAUCAGAAGUACAAGGAAGGAAAAUCUGUGCUUGAACGGUACAAGGUGUCGGGUCCUGAUGGUAGCAAUUAUCGAAUCAACAAUGGAGCACAUGUUGGCGGAAGCGAUGCAGAUGAUAUAUAGUCAUUCAUCCCACCACAUCACCAUUCCUAAUUCAUCAUAUUUGGAUGAAGAAAGUCUUUCGAGUGCCAUGGCGUCCUGUAUCGUCAAGUAAAUGUAAAUGUAAUGUAUUGAAAUUGAAAUAAAACACUUUUGAAAACUAUGUAUUAAUCUAACCUAAUCUUUUGUUGGUUGAUUUCAA